AUGACCGAUACACCAUUAUCCAAAGGAGCACAACUCAGAGAGCAUGCUUGGGGCAUCAUCAAUGUGCUCCAAGCACUCUUCUGGGGUCUUGUGGCUUCCCCAAAACGCAACAAACGUAUUCUUAAGAUUUCCUUGUCCUUGACUAUGGCCGUGGCUUUUACGUUACCUCCCAUAUUCUCAAAUUUCCACGGGGCAAACCCAUUUUUGCUAGGGACAGUUGCUAUUUACAUGUUUCCCGUCAAGACUAUUGGAGGGCAGCUUGUAGCUACAGCUAUCGGACUAAUAGGCGUCCUAAUAGCCCUUGCGUAUUCAAACUUAGUUCUCUUUCUUGCCGCACUAAUCCAGGACGACGAUGAUGAGAACAUUGUUUUCGGCCGCCGAGUGUUUUUAUGGCUAUCCUUCAUUUUAAUUUCAUCGUUUUGCGGAUACAUCCGCUCCAAGUUCCCUCGUCUCUAUCUUGGUACAGUUCUAGGCAUGGUUGUCAACAUGUUUGCUAUCAUUAGAGGCGUCAACACCUUCGGACAAACUUUCCGGAAUUUCUUCUACGUCAUGGUAUUCGGAGCCUGUGUGUCUAUGGUCGUCGGUUUCGUUUUUUGGCCUGAAGAUCAUUCCUCUAUCCUUCGAGAUGAUAUGAUCGGUGGAGUAAAGACAGCACAGAGUAUGAUGGAGUCAGUCCGGUGGGCUUUGAGGCAAGACUCGGGUCAAGAGAUCGAUAUCACUUCACUCAAGAACGCACAUUCAAAGAUCCAUGCUUCUCUACGAGAGGCUGGUUAUGAAAUCUCUGUUUCGAGGAUUCCAUCGUCAGAAUUCGUUCCUUUUGAUGUGGCCUUGGCCAAGCUGGUGUCUGCAGCACGGAUAUUUAACUCCGCCAUGCGAAGGAGAAACCGACUCUAUCCGAACCUCAGACGCCGCUUUGAAGAUCUCUUUCCACCUGCAAUCAUUCAUUCAACACGCACUUCUUCCGUGACAGUGGUCACAAGAGGAGAAAACAUGUCUGCUGCAAAAGAAACAGUUGAUGAUACUUUUGUUAGCACAUCGGAAAUCUUCGACUCGAUGGCUCAAAGGAUUGAAGAGAUGUUUCGAGGACAUGAAGUCGCCUCCGUGAUUGAUCAUGAAAAGUACUGGGCUAAAAUUAAUGAGAUCCCGGAAAGAUGGGACGCCGAAUCUGGCCAACGCUCGGUAUCAAGCACAAGAGAGCUCGAAGAAGCAGCUUAUCGAGAUCAAGUUAAUACCAUUCUGUUGGAAAUGUUUGACAUUGUAACGGAUAUCGCUGUGAUUGUUGAAGGUAUCAAGAAACAGAGACUAACCCUCUGGCUUCCUCGUAAAAUCUAUCGAGAAACAGAAGAUUCCGCCAACGAGGAAGGGGAAGAGGCUAGUCGAGAUGCCAUAGACCCGGAUGAGGACGAGGAUUUGAUGCUUCGUGAAGCAACAACUCGAUUGGAUCGCUUUGGCAUCUUUCUUUCUGAUCUUUUGAGCUCGUUAAGGAACUCUCGCCAUAUAAAAUACGGAAUCAAGUUCGCUGUCGUCAUGGGUCUUCUAUCUCUCCCCGCUUUCAUUCAAAGAUGGUACAUUUGGUACGAGGACUUGAGGGUUCAAUGGGCCCUUAUUUCCGCCAUGGUGGCCAUGGAAACCACACGAGGAAUGACUUUUAGGACAGCUGGCAUGAAACUCCUUGGUGCUUUGAUGGGUGGAUUUUCGGCUUGGGCCGUCAUGUCGAUUGGACUUGGACAUUAUUACAGCUCGAUCUGUCUCACCCCAAUCAUUGGUUUGAUAGUUGGAUGUCUCGUUACAAAUCCCAAAUACAUGAAAGCAGGAACAGUAUUUGCACUGGCAUACAACAUUAUACUCGGUGUCGCAACUGUCUUCCCCGAUCACGGAAAUGUCUCUGCUGCAUUUGCGAGGAGAAUUUUGACACUUCCUGUAGGUGUCGUAGUUGCCAUGGCGGUGCAUCUUAUGCUGUUCCCCUUCAAGUCCAGAAGCCACCUGGUGAAAGGCAUUUCGCAUUCUCUUGACUGGCUACACCAUCUCUUAUUUGCCAUCGAGGCUAGCUCGCAAUAUCCAAGUCUACAAGAAAAGUUCGACGAUAUGGCGAAGAAAGCUUCCAGUAGAGUCAAUUUUGCCAAGUUGCUAUUGCCAGCCACUGUUUACGAAGUCUCGCUUUCUGGACACUGGCCAUACGAAAGAUUUGAAAGGAUCCUUGAAAAGGUGGAAGAUGUAAUGAUCCUAGUUAUCGGCGAGAAUGAUGGGAUACCGGUCAUGGCUAGGUCUGGGACCUGUGAAGGGUUGAGACUGAAGCUGUUGGCAUCGCUCUGCAACGAUCUGCUCGUGAUAUCUCACACGCUUAGUGCUAGACUAUUCAUGCCUCGAAACCAAUCUCUAUCAUCCUCUGUUCUCAGCGAAUAUCAGACGUUCCUCUCGGCUAAGAUUGUAGCGGAAGAAGUUGUUAUCAAGAGGAAUUUCUCCGAUUUAGGAAGACUUUCAGAUCUGGUCAACGAAAUGAACUUGCUUCGUGAAGAUGUAGACGAGCUCAUCACCGAAACUCAAUGUCCCAAGAGGGGACUAUUGCCGCAGUUAUCGUUCAUCAUCAAAAAGUCCAGGCCUGCCACGGCAGUUGCCAGUAUGGUAGACGUGGAAGGUCAAGCCUUUGAACAGCCACCGGUACCAGCGGUCCCAUACAACGAUGUCAGACCACCAAGCAGAGCUUAUUCACUCCCGCCAAACAUGCCUUAA
Molecule: messenger RNA, 2730 nt
Organism: Morchella sextelata
Lineage: Eukaryota; Fungi; Ascomycota; Pezizomycetes; Pezizales; Morchellaceae
Exons: 4
Coding region: 1-2730 (909 amino acids)
Source: RefSeq, a predicted model, not a curated record